Messenger RNA from Saccharomyces cerevisiae S288C, 1128 nucleotides. It is a transcript of the gene LDH1, whose product is annotated as triacylglycerol lipase. Gene Ontology annotation, molecular function: triacylglycerol lipase activity. The coding region runs from base 1 to 1128 and encodes 375 amino acids. Lineage: Eukaryota; Fungi; Ascomycota; Saccharomycetes; Saccharomycetales; Saccharomycetaceae. The record is from RefSeq and is marked reviewed. The transcript has a single exon. Gene Ontology annotation, cellular component: lipid droplet.
AUGAAUAUGGCAGAACGUGCAGAAGCAACAAAAAGUUGGUCCUGUGAGCCCCUUUCUGGAAAGACGCUAGAAGAGAUUGUUCAAAAUGCAGAAAAUGCAGCUGAUUUGGUAGCUUACAUUCGCAAACCAGAGGUAGAUUUGGACUUUAGGUUGAAGUUUAUCGCAGAACAUGAGGAGUUUUUUAAUGUACAACUAUCGGAUCGAAAUUCAAGAAUAAGGACGUGUCACAACUUGAGCGAUAAAGGGAUACGGGGUGAUACUGUUUUCGUCUUCGUGCCUGGGUUGGCUGGCAACUUAGAACAAUUUGAACCCUUACUCGAGCUUGUGGACUCUGAUCAAAAGGCAUUUUUGACGUUAGAUCUGCCCGGCUUUGGUCAUAGUUCAGAAUGGAGCGACUACCCCAUGCUGAAAGUGGUGGAACUUAUUUUCGUUCUUGUAUGUGACGUCUUAAGAAAAUGGUCUACAGCGGUGCCGAAUAAUGAUAACGUAAAUCCAUUUAACGGUCAUAAGAUAGUGCUUGUAGGGCAUUCUAUGGGUUGUUUUCUGGCAUGUCAUCUUUACGAGCAGCACAUGGCUGAUACAAAAGCGGUACAAACGCUAGUUUUGUUGACGCCCCCCAAAGCACAUAUCGAGCAGCUUUCUAAGGAUAAACAUAUUAUCCAGUGGGCUCUCUAUGGUGUGUUUAAAUUGCCAUGGCUAUUUGACGUUUAUAGAAACAAAUUCGAUCAGGUAAAAGGUCUACAAAGUUCCGGCAUCAAGCAGUAUUUUUAUCAACAAGGUGAUGAUGUCAAGUUGAAAUACAGGAAGUUCUGGCAAUUUAAAAACAACAUAAGCAACAAAAGUAGAACCAUCAUAGGUUAUUUACUAGGAUGGGAAACUGUUGAUUGGGUUAAAUUCAAUGGUGUAUUGACGCAAACGGAUAUGAAACAGAAAAUUAUAAUAUUUGGCGCUGAAAAAGAUCCUAUAGCUCCUAUUGAAAAUUUGGAAUUUUACAAACAAACUAUAAAUAAAGAAUGUCUUCGUAAAGUGAUUAUUUUACCUGACUGUUCUCAUAAUUUAUGCUUCGACCGUCCAGAAUUGGUGUGUGAAAACUUUCAACGAGAGGUGAUUGAUAAUUCCAAAUUGUAG